Xenia sp. Carnegie-2017 is the source of this 2235-nucleotide messenger RNA. RefSeq names its product collagen alpha-6(VI) chain-like. The transcript has 6 exons. NCBI's taxonomy places the organism in Eukaryota, Metazoa, Cnidaria, Anthozoa, Malacalcyonacea, Xeniidae. The coding region runs from base 1 to 2235 and encodes 744 amino acids. The record is from RefSeq and is a predicted model, not a curated record. Gene Ontology annotation, molecular function: protein binding.
AUGGUACAUGUGUUGCAAAUGCUGAUGGCACAACGAAAUGUCGAUGCCUUGAAAAAUGCUUUCCUUAUGAAAAGAAAUCCGGAUUUGUCGUACAAGAAAUUUGCUGACAUUCUCGUCCUCCUAGAUGGCUCAGCUAGUGUCAAUGAUCAUGAUUUUAAAUAUUUCAAAAAUUUCGUCCGCUUACUUGUUAAGUCUUUCACGAUUUCUCAUAAUGGUGUGCAACUCGGUGUCAUAGAGUUCAGCGAUCAGCCUAGACUAAUUAUUCCUCUUAAUAAAUUUUAUGAUGAAGAUCAAAUAAACAAUGCUAUUGGUUCGAUCCAGCCCUCUCGGGGACAUUCACGAAUUGACGCAGCAUUAGAGUUUGCUCGUCGUGUUGGAUUUAGUUUGAUGAACGGAGCUCGACCCAGUGCUCAUAAAACACUUGUUCUCCUGACGGAUGGGCUGUUCCCCGGUGGUAAAUCACUUGAUGACGCAGUGACCUCGCUGAGUCGAGCCAACAUUCUUCUAUAUGUGGUUACUAUUGGUAACGAAGAGCAAACUUCUGAUGUAUCGUCAGUUAAAACAAGUGGUGGAUACGUAAAUAGAUUAGAUGAAGCUAAGAAGAUCAACACAGUUGUUCCUGGUCUUCUGAACAAGAUAAAUGAAAAUUUAAAUAAAGUGACGAAUGAAAAAACGGACAUGAUUUUCGCAUUUGGUGCUGAUGGUUCUUACUCUAUCUUCAACAUGGAAAAGAAACUCGCGAAAGAAAUCAUCGACUCGUUUGAUACCAUAGACAUAAAAUACAGUGUGAUCAAAUACGGAGAUAAUGCACAGACAGUGCUACCAUUUAGCGACGUCAGUAGUUCCUUAAUGUUAAAGCAGUUUAUUGACGCAAUGCCAUGGGAGAAACCGGGUCUAGCCAUCGAUAAAGUUAUCAAUAAAACUUUGGCUAACUUUAAAAAUAAUGGUCGCCCAAGUGCUCGUAGGGUUUUGGUGUUAUUUGUAAGUGGACGCUCAACUGUGGAUGACCACCAAUCGCUUGAUCUAAAGAGAUCCCUUGCAGAAGCUGGAGUGAAUACUGUUGUGAUUGCAAUAAAUAUUCUAGAUGAAAUGGGAAUUAAGAGGAUCAUUCCUGCAGAUAAACCAAUCAUCAAUAUCGACAUUAAUAAGAACACAAAGAAAGCUCUUCCAUCCAUCAUAAGUGACAUCUUUCAAGAUCCGUGCCGUUCUAUUGUGUGUCCUUCUUCAGCGAAAUGUGUCUACGACAGGACAGGCGCCCCCAUAUGUCGAUGUAAUGAUGAAUCCUCGUGUAUUGGCCAACAUACGACAAUAUGUGGAAGUAAUCGAAAGACAUACAAAAGUAUUUGUUUGAUGAAAGUAAUGUCCUGUAUAAAAAAUGAAGAUGUUAAAGUAAAACAUGUUGGAGCUUGUGAACCAACAGUUGCUCUGGAUGUUAUAUUUGCCCUGGAUGGGUCUGUCAAUAUUCGUAGCAAGGAUUUUGAAAAGAUGAAAGAUUUUGUAAAAGAUGUGGAGUCAUUUAUCAGUAGUUUAAACAACAUACAGCAAUCUUCAGGUCGAAGUGCAGUCACUGAUGAAGUGCUACGCAUGGCAGCUAGCGAAGCUUUCAAGUCUUUCUCCGGUGGUCGUCCAACUGCUCAAAGGAGGCUGAUCAUUAUAACUGGAAGUAAGUCAGCUGGUUCCGAACCAGUUCAAGAAGCUGUUAUACCUGUUAUACGUGAAGAUAUUCAAGUUUAUGUUAUUGGAGUGGGACCUCGGAUUAAUCGUAAAGAAAUCAUGGAAAUUGUUGCACCAAAUGAUGAUCGAAAGUAUAUUUUGGAUGCUCUUCAACUAGAAACCCUGGUUCAGCCCAUAAAAAUGAAAAUCCUAAAUGAAGCUCAACAAGGUUAUAAUUUAAAAUCUAUUUGUCAUAAUUGUACGCCUACGCGUGAUGUAAACGAUUAUUUAUUCUUGCUUUUAGCCAUGAAUAACACUAAGCUUGAUAUUGUCUUCGUUCUUGGUGCUCGCAAUCCAUUUGCAUCACGUGAUUUUGACGUCAUGAAGAAGAUCGCUCAAGAGAUGAUCAAACAACCAAGACCAAGUGGAACUCUUUAUGGCUUUGUAACCUACAGUGAUCGAGGAAUAACUAGGCUAACACCGGACAUACCGAAAGAAAUCCUCAUGAAACUUCUAGACUUGAUUCCUUGGCAAAAUGAAGGUACACGUGUGGAUAAAGGGUUGAGAAGGGUAUUGAAGUAA